Molecule: messenger RNA, 2207 nt
Organism: Fusarium odoratissimum NRRL 54006
Lineage: Eukaryota; Fungi; Ascomycota; Sordariomycetes; Hypocreales; Nectriaceae
Exons: 3
Coding region: 627-1901 (424 amino acids)
Biological process (GO): chromatin remodeling; regulation of DNA-templated transcription
Cellular component (GO): nucleus; chromatin
Source: RefSeq, a predicted model, not a curated record
CUUCGUCGAUGAUUCGAUGUCGAGUGAACAGAUCUAGGGUAACCAUCUUUGAACCUCCGAGGUAACGAGCUUGACCGAGGUGAGCCGGGAACGGACAAUCUGCAGGCCGAUCCCUCUUUGUAGUCGUCCCGUGAUCUUAUUGGCCAACAAUCUCAUCGCGACUUCUCUCUUAGCUUCAUAUUCAUUUGAAUCAGGGCAGAAGCGAAGUUUAAGUUCAACUCAUCAUUUACCGUCCUUCUUCAUCAAUCGACAUCAAAAUCUAGAGGCAUCUUAUAUCGAAAGAUCUGCCGAUGUGUUUCAAUUGACACAAGGCUUCAAGAGAAGGCGAAACGAGCGGUGGAUGAGAACAAAGAAGACUCGAGUAAGAUGGCUUCCCUAUUUCACUACAUCAAACUCCUUCUCAAAAUUGCGGAAUUCUCGACGAGGCUGAGACUCGACUUUCAUGUUCAAUUGAAAUAGGAGUCUAUGGGGUUGUUCUGCACACAAUUACUUCACCCUCCUGACACUGCCGUUGUGCUACUGCUCGGUUGUCCGUGAAUAAGGUUCUAGGCUUACCACUGAUUCAGAUCUGUUCCAUCACUCGACCGAAUUCAAGACCUCGAUAGUACACUUCCACACCAAAUUUUAUGUGGGAUAUCGUCUUCGCACCUCAAAUCUUCAUCAUGUCUGAAACUCAAACCGAAGAGGUUCGUGCCUCAGUUCCCAUGGAGACCAAGGUUGAAGAUGUCAAAACCGAGAAGAAGCCAUUCUCCUGGCUCGAACCGCAUCCCACCUUUGUCAUCAUACUCGUUGGUCCUGAUGAGACUCCUUUCGGCAUACAGAAAGAUUUCCUCUGCUCUCGAUCCGAGUUCUACGAAAAGCACUUUUCAGAAACCAAACCCGAUGACAAGAUUGAGCACAUAGUCAAGCUUUCUGAGACCACAAAGGAAAUAUUUGGACUGGCUCAGCAUUUCCUUUACACGGACAAGGUGAUUGCGGACGAGGCCAAUCUCCCAUCGUACGAGGCUCUUGUUGGACUUUGGAAGCUUGGUCAUAAACUCAAUAUCAAGGGACUGUGUGACAAAGCUCUUACCGCUAUGAUUGACUGUCGUCGAAUCACGGAAUCGAUCCCAGCUACACCCCUUCUCAUCCAGGUCUGGAAGGAUACACCUGAAGGCUCAUCGAUUCGAAAACUGCUGCUGUCAUGGACCGCUGAGUACAUGCGCUUUUCGGACGCCCGAGCAGAAUUUGCCAAGUCGCUACCUCAGGAGGUCCUCAGCGAGCUUGUCGUUGCCAUGAGCUCCUUCGACACGGUUCCCGCCCCCGAAGCAUCAGCCAUCAGUGCUGUCCCUUCUGUGACACCUCGAAAGAACGUUCAUUAUCUGGAGGACGAGCCUGAGAAUGAUGCGAAGAAGAGCAGACGAACGAGCGGUGGACUAGUCAGCGCUCCAGCAUCAGCAGAUCGAUCGAUCAAAGCUCGCGGAUCUUUGCCCAAGCCCGCGCCUCGACGUAGGACUAGUGCUGGCUAUGCCGAAGGCCGAGACUUUACCACAUCACAAAAGUUGGAUUUCUGCGCGGACCUGUUGACAAGAAUGUUGUCCGGACCUGGAUUCUGGACCAGACUCGUCGGCCCUUUUAGAGACGCUGUCGAACCCGUGGAGGAUGGCGUGCCUGACUACUUCGAGAAGGUCAAACGACCAAUGGACCUUACCACGAUCAAGGCCAAGAUGGAUCGCAAGGAGUAUACCAGCGACGAAGAGUUCGUUGCAGACGUACGUCAGAUUUUCGAUAACUGCUUCACGUAUUGGAAGAAGGGAGACCCAAUGUGGCUUGCGGGGGAGAAGCUCCAGAAGACGUUCGAAGACAAGUUUUCUCACAUGAACAAAUGGAUUGCCAAGAUGGGUGGUGAUGAAGCCGACUAGAUGGGAGCUCCAUCGCGAAGAUCCACUAGGGUCCAAGGAGAAUCUCCAACUUUGAGGGACGGAAACCAAGGUGAUGUUUGAAACGCCUGUAUUAUACAUAUAUGAGGUGCGCCCUAGCCAUCUUGUACCAGACACCGGUUAGGAGACUACAGGAUGGGGAUACGUGCUUGUGCUAAUAAGUAAGGUAAUGCGUUUCUUUUGGGCGUCUCUGGGAGGUAUGGUAAAAGGAGAGUCGGAUCUUUAUGUCCGCUCACAGUACAAUAGCUCGAGUAAUUGAUUUAUUAAACCUGAGUAAGGUGAUCGAUC